This is a messenger RNA of Schizosaccharomyces cryophilus OY26, 1924 nucleotides long. RefSeq names its product glycerophosphodiester transporter. Gene Ontology annotation, biological process: carboxylic acid transport; transmembrane transport. Gene Ontology annotation, molecular function: carboxylic acid transmembrane transporter activity. The record is from RefSeq and is a predicted model, not a curated record. Lineage: Eukaryota; Fungi; Ascomycota; Schizosaccharomycetes; Schizosaccharomycetales; Schizosaccharomycetaceae. The transcript has a single exon. Gene Ontology annotation, cellular component: plasma membrane. The coding region runs from base 135 to 1625 and encodes 496 amino acids.
CAGAUUUUCACCAUCCCUUAGCCUUUCUCUUUUUAUCUAUUUAUUUAUUUAUUUUUAUUUUUCGUUCUUUCGUUCUUUUUUGUUUCUUUUGUUUUUUUUUAUUUUUUUAUUGUACAUUAUUCCUUGACUCGUAUAUGGUGAAAACAAAAGAUUUGGACACUUGGACCGGUGAAUAUUCUAGUGCUUCAGAUUCCCAACUGGAUACACAAAGUAAAGACGCAUUAGACCCAUCUACAAAUGUGGAUAAUAAAACGCACUGUAAGGGAACAUCAGAAGCGAAAAUACCCCACAAAUCAUGGAAGCAAUACGUGCAGGUAGCAGUUUGCGGUACGGCUCUUUUAUCAGAUGGGUACUGCAUGAGCAGUAUUGGGACGGUGAUUACUAUUCUUAAGAAACUUUACCCAAAAGAAACCAAAGCACAUCAUACUAUAAAAAAAAUUAGCAUGAUUUCAUAUGUCGGUACGAUUGUCGGACAACUCUUUUUUGGAAUCUUUUCAGAUGCGCUUGGGCGCAAAAUUGGCAUGAUUGCAUCAUCAGCUGUUUUAGUUGCAUCUACAGCUUUGUGUUCAGGUGCCUACGGUUAUCAUGGAAGCAUUCGUGGAAUGCUGCAAGCGUUGAUAGCUUACCGGUUUUUUUUAGGAAUCGGAAUUGGUGCUGAGUUUGUUUGUGGCUCGAUUUCGGCUUCUGAAAGCUCAAAUGAAGUUCAAUCUGGUGCCCGCCAUGCGAUCUUUGUAAUAGUAACUGACACUGCUACUUGUAUGGGACACAUUUUAGGAGCCUUAAUACCUUAUAUUUUGGCUUGUAUUUUUGGGCAAAGACAUCUUAGAAUAGUAUGGCGACUUUCGAUAGGCUGUGGUAUUUUUAUUCCAAUUGUCUUUUUGAUAUUACGAAUUCGUAUGAAGGAAGUUAAAACAUAUGUCUCUCACCGGGUUUCUGCAAAAAAAAUUCCUUGGCUUCUCGCUAUUAAGAUGUAUGGGAUACGACUAUUUUUGCUUUCGAUGAUCUGGUUUGCGAACGGUUUAAUCAUAUCUGCGUUUUCUCUGUACUCUAGUACAAUCAUUAAAGGAGUAAUAUUACCCCAUAAUGCUUCCAUGGCACGAACGUUUGGAUGGACGGUGCUGACCCAAUCAUUUAGCUUACCAGGAUCACUUCUCGGUGCAUAUUUCAGCGAUGUGCUUGGGCCCAAGUACUGCCUUAUAUUAGGAGCAUCCCUGCAAGGAAUGAUUGGAUUUUUUAUGUCUGGGUUUUACCAUCAAUUAGUCCACAAGGUUGCUGGAUUUUGCGUGCUUUAUGGGCUUUUUUUGAGUAUGGGUGAGUUUGGGGCUAAAUGUAACAUUAGACUUCUAGCAUCAAAGACUUCACCCACUGCAAUCCGGGGCCUCUAUUGCGGGAUUGCAGUGACGACUGGACGACUUGGAUCUAUAGCAGGUAUUUAUUUGUUUGGAGGUGACCAAUUGCAAAGGUAUUUCUAUGCUGCUAGUGGAAUCUCGUUUUUUAUAGUUCUUAUUUCCUUAUUUCUUCCAAACGUGGACCAGUCUUGUAUUGAAACAGAAGAUGAACGAUUCCUGCAAGCUUGUAAACUUGGAGGAAUUCAUCCAAUAUUUGAACAGAGUGACGCUGAGUGAGUGGUUGAGCUUAUCAUAAAUAGUUGAGUUGGAACGUUCUAAACGUUUGUUUUGAUGAACGCACAGCGUGCAUGUAGAGCACUACUAUUUUUCGAUUAUUUUCUUUUUUGAUGUUCUUACUUUCCAUUUUCAUUUAAUCGUUAAUUGCUUGCUAGUUCUUAUACGUGCUUUUACUCUUGACUUCGUUCUUUACUUUCAGUUUCUGCAUAUCUAUCUAUUUAUUAAAUGUCACUUCAAAACCUUCAGCAUCGGUAAUUUUAAUAUAAAUGAAAUACAAUAUGUAAUUCGUAAGUUUUGAG